AUGGCAACCCCAUUCAAGCCGAGGGAUAACCCCGCCUUCAUCCUCCACGGCAAGCUCAACACCAGUUAUGAGCAGCUUCCUGUACCCGAAGUAGGCCCCGACGACGUCCUCGUCCAAGUCAAGGAAACUGGCAUCUGCGGCUCAGAUGUGCACUUUUACAACUCGGGCCGUUUGGGCUUGGUGUCGUGUUGUGGGGCGAUGGCGCUGGGUCACGAGUCGGCUGGCGAGAUUGUGCAGCUUGGAGCGAACCUCGCCGCCGCCGCAGAAUCCAACAAGCCCAUCUUUCGCGUGGGCGACCGCGUGACUCUCGAGCCCGGGACGACGUGCCGGAUGUGCUCGGACUGCCGCACUGGUCAAUACCAGAUCUGCGAGCACAUGGAAUUCGCAGCCUACCCCCCCAUCAACGGCACCCUUCAACGCUACUACAAGCUCCCGCACGACCUCGUCUAUUCCCUCCCCGACAAUGUCGAGACAAUCUACGGAGCCAUGAUGGAACCCCUCUCGGUGGCCGUACACAGUGUCUCGAAUGUCGGCGGGUUACGUACCAACCAGAACGUGCUUAUUUUCGGCGCCGGUCCGGUCGGGUUACUAGCCAUGGCCGUGGCCAAGGGGAUUGGGGCGGCGCGGGUUAUUGGGGUGGAUAUCAAUGCCGACCGGCUGGAUUUCGCCCGUUCCUAUGCGGCAACGGAUACUUUUACCCCGCCAUCCAAAGGGGAGGAAAGUGGUGCAGAGUACGCGUUGCGGGCGGCGAAGAAACUCCUGGCCGAUCUUGCAAUUCCGGAGCGCGGGCACGGGUCUAUCGAUCUCGUCGUUGACGCGACCGGCGCCGAGACUUGCAUCGCCAUGGGACUGAAUGCUGUUCGGCCGGGAGGCACUUUUGUGCAGACUGGCUUUGGGCCGCCCGAUGUCGCUAUUCCAAUGUUCCGCGUUGUUACGAACGAAAUCAAGAUCAAGGGAUCGUGGCGCUAUGGAUCGGGCGAUUACCCGCUCGCGAUUGACCUCGUCGCCCGUGGGCUUGUUGACCUCAAGCCUCUCCUCACACACCAGUUUUCGUUCGAGAAUGCGCUCGAGGCGUUUGAGCUCACUCGUGCCGGCAAGGACAAGGAUGGCAAGCCCGUGAUCAAGUGUGUCAUCCACGGCCCCAAGUAG
Messenger RNA from Cutaneotrichosporon cavernicola, 1149 nucleotides. RefSeq lists its product as uncharacterized. Gene Ontology annotation, molecular function: L-iditol 2-dehydrogenase (NAD+) activity. The record is from RefSeq and is a predicted model, not a curated record. Lineage: Eukaryota; Fungi; Basidiomycota; Tremellomycetes; Trichosporonales; Trichosporonaceae. The coding region runs from base 1 to 1149 and encodes 382 amino acids. The transcript has 4 exons. Gene Ontology annotation, biological process: D-sorbitol catabolic process.